Messenger RNA from Theileria equi strain WA, 888 nucleotides. Its product is annotated as signal peptide containing protein. NCBI's taxonomy places the organism in Eukaryota, Apicomplexa, Aconoidasida, Piroplasmida, Theileriidae. The record is from RefSeq and is a predicted model, not a curated record. Bases 1 to 888 code for a protein of 295 amino acids. The transcript has a single exon.
AUGAUAUUAAAAGGUCCAUUCUUUAUAAUAUGUUGGCUACAUGUGGUAAGGUGUGCUUUGGGGGACGUUGAAGGGGUCUCUGGUAUAAACUCACCACGUGAAAACACUCCACAUUAUGGACUAACUACAAGUAAUAAAUUGCAAGAAUUUACUCCGUAUACCAUCUAUAUUUCAGAGGAUCCAGAUGGAGACAAGGUUGAGGUGCUUAGAGGGGAAUAUGGAGGGAUCAGAUACAGACGAUACACUCCAAAGGACGGAGUGGUAAUUUCUUCUGUGAAAAGUCACGGAAUGGAAUUAUGUAGGGAUGAUGGGUGCCAAAAUUUUAAACUUUUAGAGUCUUUUGAAUGGGACGAUUUCGUGGUCAUUUCUCUCGAAACUCGUGGGCAGGGAAUGAGAUACUUUGGGAACAUUAAUGGCAAAUGGGAGGAUGUCGAUGAAAACCUCGUAAAGGAGCUUAAAGAGGUUUGCGGCACGUUUUCAGCUCAGAAAGCAAUUACUCUGGACCUUUUGGCUAUUCCAAAGAAAGGUCUGGAGAUCUCAAGGCCAUCAAAGGGUCACCCAUUCCUGACAAUUCGGCCACUGCCGAAUGUACUCAUUAAAAGGAUUAUAGAUGGACCUUACACCUUGUGGGUUGGUGAAGGAGGAGGUGUGUGCCCUUUGACAUCGUUUCUAGUUAAAGGGGGAACGCCCAUACUGGCGGAAAUAUACACGCAGGGCCAAGAGCUAGAGGACAAGGUCUAUUACCUUGAAAGGAGGAUGUUUGGGUGGUAUCAAAUUACCAGAGAAUUUUACGAGUUUCUUGUCGAAAGGUUCUCUGCGGAUUCAUUUCUUGUGUACUCCCAUCACAUUGUUUUACUACUUGUUGUUUUUAGCAUGGAUGCUUUUUAA